AUGCAGAGAUUACAGCUGCCCGCCCUCCUCUUCGUACUUAUUCAUAGCAUAUCCCUUUCUUCUGUACUUCCAACAAUGGUACCCCCUACUACUACUCGUCGCAAGGGCCCAAAGGAUCUCCCUAAGCUCCCUCUCUCCGUAUUCACGCCUCCCAACACUGGCACCCAGGAGUCCUUCCAACUCCCUCCCAGCCCUAGCGCCCUCCAUCCCGCCCAGGUCAUUGACGCCAAUGUCGUCUCAAAGGACAUAUACUACGCCCAGUGGAAGAAGGACUCCAGCCCAGCACUCACCGAGAAAGUCAACGGGGUUGUCCUCGCCUUGCCUGCCGAACAGCUCCAAAACGCCAUAAACGACCUCAAGUCCAGCUCGGAACCUUCCCAGAUCCUCUCUUUCAUCAUUCCGUUCAACCUCGAAAACCCCGAUCCCUCCGUCGAGGCCCUUCUUGCAUCCUCCACCGUACCCACCUCCUUAUCUGCAAUCUUCACCAAGAACUCUCCCGAGGCCGUUCAAGGUCUUCGCUGGGCUCUUCAACGCGGUCAUGCCGUCGAUAUUGAUAUCCAAGCAACUCUCUCCGAUUCGCUCCUUGAAGGCUUCGAGGACAUGAUCGCCAAAGCCACCUCUGAUCUCGAGGUAGUUCCGAGCGUCGUUCUUUCCAACAUAUUGCCUCCUCCGCAUGAUCUCGACUUGCCCAUCGUCAAGCUGAUGAAUCAUCCCACAUAUCUCGCCUUCCAGUCGCAGGUCGCCGCCCUUUCUCUCAUUCCUCAGGUCCAUGUCAAGUUCCUCCCACCAGCCUGGGACGCUCCUACUCCGCAAACACCCUUCCCCGGAAGCCCGAUUGAGGCUGUUGACACCCAGCAACUAAAGGAGUGGAAACGGCGCAUCAAGAUGUACCUUGCGCCUGUCAUGGAGGCUUUCGGCUACGAGCGCAUAAUCUUUGGAUCCUCUCCUUCCUCCUCUUCCAGGAGUCUAUCCAAGGUCGGCGACUGGUACGAAAUUGCUAGAGAAUCCCUGGCCGAGGUCGGAGUCGAGCAAAACUAUGUUGAUGCUGUGUUUUAUGGCAAUGCUGCUCGGUUGUAUGGCAAGAAGGUCGAAAAGUCAUAA
Molecule: messenger RNA, 1101 nt
Organism: Cyclocybe aegerita
Lineage: Eukaryota; Fungi; Basidiomycota; Agaricomycetes; Agaricales; Hemipholiotaceae
Source: the annotation of a GenBank genome assembly